AUGCCUUCCUUCCUACGUACUAGCGAUAGGCGCUGCGCCGAGUUCAUCAUGCAUCCCAAUGGGCACUGUGUGCGUCUUCCAAACGGCUCCGAACUCUACUUCACAUUCCCCAUCCACUUGGACACUCGGCAACCCAUGCCGCCCCAGGAUCUAGAAGCACUUGCUGCAUACCUAGAGCGAACUCAACCACCCCCUGUAGAAGGACCCGACGAUCCCAUUUACCAGAAUAGCCUCGCCGUGCGAGGUCUCAUUAGCGACUGGCUCCAAGGCUCCCAGUACCUCGACGACAUGGAGAUGUAUGCGUGGAAGUCUGGUCAUGGCUUUCCGACAUUCGAAGAUGAAUUCGGCCUUCCGGUCGAUUUCGAGUGGCUGUGGGAUGUCAUCGCUUUUGAGGGGGGUGAGGAGUUGGUCUCCCGUUAUGUCGAAUACAUUAACGAUUCUGCUGAGCUACACGCACAAGGUCAUGCCGAAGACCACCAUGACUCCGCUUCUAUAGGCCGCGCUAUUGGCACAUCCCACACGCCUCCUCCCGGCUCUCCGCUCGAGCAACCUCAGCAUCACCGCUUCGGUCGGUUCCGUGUGGCAACCCAGUCCGACGGACCCGUCUCCGUAGGUGGAGCUGACUUUGCAAACAUGGACGAUUGUCUAGCAUUCCUGGAUACCCUUACCGACAUCGAAGCGAAGUUGCUCAGUAAGAACAUCAUACAGUUGGAAGGUGAUGGUUCCACUGGGUUGCGCAUGGUACCUGGACCGAAUGCGAAGUUCCUCCCUGAGCGGACUACGCAGGGUAAGAAGGAACCUGUUCAGAUUCAAGCAUCCCCAGCUGAUCACCAACUUCGUCAUGUGCAUGUCCAACAAGCAGAUCAAGGACCACAACCCAUUGUUUUCCUUCAAAAGAACCCUGCAAAACAAGGCCAGGGGCCCGUCCAAGAACAAAAGUCAGGCUUCAAGCGCGUAGGCUCACCACCCAAGCAGACGGUGGCCGUCGAGCUCGAUCCCUUCCGCUUCUACGGCCGGGAACCUGCACACGAGGCACGGCAUGAAGCUGCCAACGACCAGAGGCUGUUGGAAGAGCUCCGAAACCUAUGGGAUGAGUCCCAAAACCUAGCCGAUCAGUACCACCAGACUUCCAGGCAACCCCCUACUUGGCAUGCCAAAGAUCCACGGAAGGCCUAUAACAAGGUAGUAACAAUUGAUCUGCGCGAGCAAGGCGCACCCUCAUUUCGACCUCUAUUCCCGCUCCCCGACGUAGAUCCUUCCAAGAAGACCACUCUCGCUCACAAGUCCACCCCCGCUCCCAAACCCGCCGACUCUGUCGCUGCAGAGGCCCGUCGUAAAGUCUUCGGCGCCGAACCAAGUGCUCACCGUAUUUUGUCGUUUCAAGAAACCACUAGUCUGCCCAUGCGCUCGAGGGUGACUGGUAUAUCUCCAAGCCGCGGUGCUAGUGUCGACGACCCCGCAUACCGUAUGUGUGGGACGAGUGUGCAUCAGGCGCAUGCGGAGGACAGCCCGGAGGAUUCGCCUCGUCCAGCUCCCAGUUCGUGGAGGGAUGUUUAA
Alternaria incomplexa is the source of this 1557-nucleotide messenger RNA. RefSeq lists its product as uncharacterized. The record is from RefSeq and is a predicted model, not a curated record. Lineage: Eukaryota; Fungi; Ascomycota; Dothideomycetes; Pleosporales; Pleosporaceae. The transcript has a single exon. The coding region runs from base 1 to 1557 and encodes 518 amino acids.